AUGGCGAUCCCAACCUCCCUCUCCUACGCCUCUGUCACCAUUGGCUUCAUCUCCUUCGCCAUCACUAUCAUAACCCUGCUGGGAGUCUACUCCUCUCUACUUUCAACCAUGCGUUCCGCCCCAACGCGCAUCCCCAUCGUACUCGGCAAUCUCCGCCAAGAAAUCCUCGCUGAGAGGGCCUAUCUACGUCAACGCAUUGCUGAGGGCCGCGACCCCUUCGGAGUCAUGCCCGAGACGCUAGACAGCAGUAGUGCUGGAGGUGUGUCGCGUGGUGCGCCGGGGCAUCGAGGGGGCAGGAGGGGCGGGAUUCGGGCUGCUGAGGAGCAGGAGAGCUAUACGAAGCUGUUGAGUUUUACGGUCAGGGAUCUGUGGAUGGAGUUCCGGAGGUUGGAGAGGCCGUUCUUGGUCAACUCGGGGCUGAGGGCGAAGGCAAUCGAAAAGGGGGACUAUUGGUCCGAAGGCGAUCUCGUGAGUAUUGGCAGGCGGAGGACAAGGGACGUGGAGGGUGGCGAUGGUAGCGAGUACUCGACGCCGUCUGGCGACGACGAGAAAGGUGGUGCCAGAAGACGGCGGACUAAGCGGAAGCGCCACCACCGGAAGAAGUCUGCGAAGCAGCUCAAGGAGGAAGAAGAGAUCUUCAGAGGGGAUGAGGAGGAGUGGGAGUUGGAUGAGGGACGAGCGGAUCUGAUUCAGAAGGGUGCUCAGUUCUACAAUACCGACAUGUCGCACCGUUUCAUCUGGUGGCAGACUGAGGAUAUGGUCAAAUCGCUGGCUGAACAGGUUCAGAGAGUGCAGAUCAGGAGGAUGGAGCGGGAUCUGUUCGAGACGGAUGAGCUAGUCAGACUGCUUAUCUUGGACAGGGGUCUGCAUGGACGAGGGAGGGCAGGGAAUCGAGGUCGUGGGGGAGGUGAUGGGAGUGAUAGCGACGAUGGAGCCGCCGUGGUGAGGUCAAGAACUGGAAGUCGUGCGCCGUCGCGAGGGCGAAAUAUUCGCGAGGUCGAUCAGAUAGAACGCGUUGUACGGACGGCUGCCCGUUCACCGCGUCCACCAUCACCUGUACAAAGGCGGCAUUCAGACCGCGAACGCGAAGCCAAUGUCGCGGCGAGACGAACUGGGAGGCGACGGAGUGGUACGGUAGUUGAGUACGAAGUGCUUAGACCGAGCGAUGGUGGUUAUGUGGUGGUCGACCGCAACUAUCGCGGCGAUCUGCCUCGAGGAGCAAGGGUGAUAGACGAAGACGAUUUGAGGCGACCGAACACAGGUCGGUCCUCUCGAGGCCGAGAUGAGAGAUGA
Molecule: messenger RNA, 1293 nt
Organism: Cyphellophora attinorum
Lineage: Eukaryota; Fungi; Ascomycota; Eurotiomycetes; Chaetothyriales; Cyphellophoraceae
Exons: 1
Coding region: 1-1293 (430 amino acids)
Source: RefSeq, a predicted model, not a curated record